GUUUCACACAGCCUGCAGCUAUAAAUAGCUUACCUUCCCAGCCAUCGUAUUACCCUUCCAAUGGAUAUCAGUCUGGUUAUCCUGUUGUUCCCCCUCCUCAACAACCAGUUCAGCCACCGUAUGGUGUACCAGGCAUAGUACCACCUGCAGCGCCACUGGCCCCGGGAGUCUUACCAACGCUACCUGCGGGCGUUCCGCCUGUGCCGACGCAGUAUCCCAUAUCUCAGGUCCAGCCUCCAGCCAGCACUGGCCAGAGUCCACUGAGUGGUCCUUUUCUUCCUGCUGCCCCUGUAAAAACAACCAUGCCGACUGGGACUCAGCCACAAGUCCAACCCCAUCCCCAAGGUCAAAAGAGACGCUUCACUGAGGAACUACCGGAUGAGGGAGAGUCAGGACUGCUGGGAUAUCAGCAUGGACCCAUUCAUAUGACUAAUUUAGGUACAGGCUUCUCCAGUCAGAGUGAAAUCGAUGGAGCCGGAUCGAAGCCAGCAAGUUCCUCAGGAAAGGAGAGAGAGAGGGACAGGCAGUUGAUGCCUCCGCCAGCUUUUCCUGUCACUGGGAUGAAAUCGGAAUCUGAAGAAAGAAAUGGUGCGGGGUCGUUACCAGGCAACCAUGAUCAUCAAGCCAAGAAGAUGAAAACUGCAGAGAAGGGCUUUGGGUUAGUGGCAUAUGCUGGAGAUUCGUCAGAUGAAGAGGAGGAACACGGUGGCCAUAAAAACGCAAGUACUUUUUCACAGGGAUGGAGUUUGGGAUACCAGUACCCGUCCUCACAACAGCGAGCUAAACAACAGAUGCCAUUUUGGAUGGCACCGUAGAAGCUGCAGAA
This is a messenger RNA of Eurypyga helias (sunbittern), 826 nucleotides long. RefSeq names its product UPF0469 protein KIAA0907 homolog. Gene Ontology annotation, molecular function: RNA binding. NCBI's taxonomy places the organism in Eukaryota, Metazoa, Chordata, Aves, Eurypygiformes, Eurypygidae. The transcript is spliced from 5 exons. The record is from RefSeq and is a predicted model, not a curated record. Gene Ontology annotation, cellular component: nucleus. The annotation marks the transcript as partial.